AUGAAAGAAAUCAACAUCAUGGCCAUCGUGGAUGACCCGCCGUCUGGGUGGGGCUCAAAGCCUGAGGACCUCGAGUCCGAAGAUGACUGGGAGGCGGAGGAUAGUUUCGGACAAUAUCUGUGUAAACAGAUGAAUCUUGGGAGAGGCCGUCCAAUUAUGUGUCAUUGCACAGAUCAUGCCUACCUGUUUGAAGCCGGUGGAAAGUUCUACUUCUGGUAUUGCGUUGGUCUCGAUGUCUUCGAAAUCAUCUCUCCGACAACCCUGGAUGAGAUCAUUAAGACUAUGAAGGAAAAGGGAGAUGGGGCCGUGAAGACCAAGAGGCUUGUAUGA
Molecule: messenger RNA, 330 nt
Organism: Penicillium manginii
Lineage: Eukaryota; Fungi; Ascomycota; Eurotiomycetes; Eurotiales; Aspergillaceae
Exons: 2
Coding region: 1-330 (109 amino acids)
Source: RefSeq, a predicted model, not a curated record